AUGGCGGAAGCAGGCUUCGCUGUUUCGGCAAACAAGAACAGGAGUAACUCCAACAGAAACAUGAACAGGAGUAACUCCAACAGAAACAAGAACAGGAGUAACUCCAACAGAAACAAGAACAGGAGUAACUCCAACAGAAACAAGAACAGGAGUAACUCCAACAGAAACAUGAACAGGAGUAACUCCAACAGAAACAAGAACAGGAAUAACUCCAACAGAAACAAGAACAGGAGUAACUCCAACAGAAAUAGGAGUGACUCCAACAGAAACAGGAGUAACUCCAACAGAAACAGGAGUAACUCCAACAGAAACAGGAGUAACUCCAACAGAAGCAGGAGUAACUCCAACAGAAGCAGGAGUAACUCCAACAGAAGCAGGAGUAACCCCAACAGAAGCAGGAGUAACCCCAACAGAAGCAGGAGUAACCCCAACAGAAGCAGGAGUAACUCCAACAGAAGCAGGAGUAACUCCAACAGAAGCAGGAGUAACUCCAACAGAAGCAGGAGUAACUCCAACAGAAGCAGGAGUAACUCCAACAGAAACAGGAGUAACUCCAACAGAAACAGGAGUAACUCCAACAGAAACAGGAGUAACUCCAACAGAAACAAGAGUAACUCCAACAGAAACAAGAGUAACUCCCAACAGAAACAAGAGUAA
Schistocerca piceifrons (Central American locust) is the source of this 657-nucleotide messenger RNA. RefSeq lists its product as uncharacterized. Lineage: Eukaryota; Metazoa; Arthropoda; Insecta; Orthoptera; Acrididae. The transcript has 2 exons. The coding region runs from base 1 to 657 and encodes 218 amino acids. The record is from RefSeq and is a predicted model, not a curated record.